Molecule: messenger RNA, 1429 nt
Organism: Cynoglossus semilaevis (tongue sole)
Lineage: Eukaryota; Metazoa; Chordata; Actinopteri; Pleuronectiformes; Cynoglossidae
Gene: vstm2b
Product: V-set and transmembrane domain containing 2B
Exons: 5
Coding region: 588-1382 (264 amino acids)
Cellular component (GO): membrane
Source: RefSeq, a predicted model, not a curated record
GGUGGGGGAUAGUGGUGGGAGGAUGACCAGUGAGAUCCUCUGUUUGCAAACCUCACCAAUCAGAGAGGAAGAAAGAGAAGGACACAGCUCUGAGCAGGAGCUUGAUUCCUAUUUGUCAGUAGUAGAGAGAAGUAGCAGCUGUUGCAGCUCUCUCUCUCUCGCUCCCUCUCUCUCUCCCUCUCUCGUUCUCUCUCUCUCCCCCGCACACAGACGGAGGCUGUAAAGUAGGAGUCGGUCUUGAGGCUUUGCUCCCUCACUGAAGCGGAUGAUGAUGAUGAAGAGCAGUUUUCUCUCGCAGACUCUGUAGUUUGUUCUCUGCUCCCAGACGUCUCUCUCUCCCUCUCUCUCUCUCUCUCUCUCUCUCUCUCUUCCUCUCCCUCUUUAUUAACUGUGGAGUUUAAAUUAAAUCACACCACUUACUUCCUCUGUUUCCCCCCCGGUGACAUGUGGUUUUGUGGUGGGAUUCUACGUGUUGCCUGGCUGCUGCAGAGACGUCCUCUGGUUGGACUGUGGACAGUGUCCUCUGUACAUCCUGUGGUUUGAACCUGUGGUUACGGUGACCAUCAAAUGCCAGGUCCUUCUGUGACAUGGAAUACACCGGACUAUACAGCUUCAUCUCUUACUUUAUUCUGAAUUCUCCCUUCAUGGUCCCUGCCAACGCUGCAUUUACUGAAGCCCCCAGUGAUGUGAGUGUGGGGGAGGGAGAAGACGUGGAGAUGCCCUGCGCCUUCAAGGCUGUCAGCUCCAUGCCCAUGUCCCUGGAGAUCCAGUGGUGGUACCUGAAGGAGGAUGUGUCACAGGAGUUCCCUUACAGCAGUGUUCCAGCCAACAGGGCCAAGGUCAAUCCGAGGGAAGCCACAAAAAUAAGUACUGUGCGUGUGCAGGGCAAUGCCAUAUCUCAUCGCCUCAGCCUGUCCAAGGUGAAGAAGGAGGACGAGGGGGUGUACGAGUGCCGCGUGUCCGACCUGUGGGCGGACGAUACUCAGGAAUUCACCGUCCAUGCCGUACUGCGCGUCAUGCCAGGUGAGGGCAUGGUGGCCGAGGAGGCCGUUUCUCACAUUCAGAACCGCUGGCCGCAGAGGAACAGCAACUCUGGUGCUGCAGGGAGGACCACGUCUGAGCCCGGCCUGGGUCUGGGAGGAGGUCCCAGGUUAGGGAAGGGGAAGCACGCGGGGUCUCAGCAGACUCAACCUGGGCUGCUCCCAUCCAUCCUAUCAACCAGCAGCUCCGUGGUCAAGUCCUCGGCCUCACCACUGACAGGACACACGGCCAUGUUUGGGCAACGUGAAGCUGGCUGCUCCACGGUGAGCGCUCUGGACCUUUUCAUCGGUGUCACACUCCUCUUCCUGCACAAGCUCCUCCCCUUCCUGUUGGCCCACUGAAGACGCUUUGAACCACAACAGCUCUAGUCCCCAGUGCAGACACGUCA